GACAGCGCAGGUUUGAGUGUCCCAUGUGCUCAGUUGUCUUCAGCAACAGCUUCUCCCUGCAGGAACACGUAGAACAACACUUGGACCACAAUGUAGACCCUGACCCAGACCUGCAGCUGGCCUCACAGCUUCAGCAGGAGGAGGAGCUGAAGAGACGGCAGGAGGAGGCCCAGCAGGAGCAGCAGGAGUUUAAAAAGCUGCAGAGGAGGUUCGGUGUGGACGGUGGGGGAGGCUACCGCCGACAGACGGAGAGGACCAUGGAGAGGGCUGUGGCCAGGGGUCUUCUGACACCUGCUGACUUUCACUGCAGGAGAGUUGAGUUAAUGGAGUCCUUGGCUUCAGGGGUCGACGAUGGUACCACCAGAACCCAGGGCAUCCUCAGCGCUCUGCACGAGUUCUACCAGACGGASUGUAAGGACUGUGUCCACGUGUGGCUGAGCGCUGACACGGACCACUACAGCUCCUCUGUGGGGGAUCGAGGCUGGGGCUGUGGCUACAGGAACUUUCAGAUGCUCUUCUCCUCCCUGAAGAUGAUCGACACGUAUUCCUCACUUCUACAAG
Molecule: messenger RNA, 561 nt
Organism: Austrofundulus limnaeus
Lineage: Eukaryota; Metazoa; Chordata; Actinopteri; Cyprinodontiformes; Rivulidae
Product: zinc finger with UFM1-specific peptidase domain protein
Source: RefSeq, a predicted model, not a curated record